UAACAUUUACUUGAAUUCAAUAUGUAUUUUUCUAUGUGUAGAGAAUAUGGAGGAAAGAACGAAACAUAUAUGUAUCUGAAGUUGGAUACUGUUUGUUGAUUACAGUUUGUCUCUUCUUUUGUUGACACUACCGUUCGCACCGUUAAAUUUUCCGACGAAGUAUGAAUGACACGUGUAUAAUCAAUUAUAACCAAUUUAAUAUCGCUAACGUUACGCGGCCAACGUAAUAGUAAAUCAAAAAAUCCCUGGGAAAUUCAAACAGAAAGUUUAAGCUUAUUAUAAUGACUGUCGACUCGGAAACAUCAAGUUGUGACACAAAAAUUAAAGAUAAUCGUGACAUAAAGAAAUUCAAGAUGCUAUAUCUAGGCUUAAUGUGUUUCGUAACUAAUUGUUUAAGCACAAUCGCUUUAGAAGCCGGUUCGCGCGGCUCGCUCCGUUCCACCUCGCCGACGAGAUUCGCCGUCUACAAUAACUUAUUGCGCCGAAAUUACAAUCUGCGAAUCAAGGUAAUAGUGACAAACGUGCUCGCGGCAUUCAUAUCAACAGUAAUGCUGGCAAUAGGAGACGUAUAUGGGGUUCCAUAUUUAUAUUUGCCAUGGCUUGUUAAUACUAUCGAGGGAAUAGCUUUUUAUGAAGGACCGACCCUCUUCGGAUUGGCGUACACGAUGUUACCUAACGCAAACAUACCCGCGGGAUUCUUUAUAUUUAUAACACUACUUAUAUAUGUGGAGGAACUGUGCAUCUGGAAGGAUGUUUUUAUGAAUUUUGAGUGUUGCUGGGCGAAAUAUAAUAGAGACAAAAUGCUGGAGACAAAAAGACCCGCAACAAUAGCUGAGAAAGAAUUAUGCGGCAAGAAUAAAAAGAGCCUUGAUGUAGUUUCGAAAAAAUCGAAUGAUGAAGAACAAGAGCCUAUAAAUGUUUGGAGCGAAUUUAUUAAUCGCAAUACUACUGACUUUGUUACGAAAUCGAUGGAAAACAACUUCUCAGCUAAGAAUUGUCGCAGGAGACUCUCAUUCACAGAAGUGACAGGUUAAAUUGACGUACAUCAACAAAUAAUACAUCAAUAUUGAUAUAUGUAUAUUGAUAUAUAUGCUUAAUUAAAAUAUCACUGUCCACUAUAACA
This is a messenger RNA of Odontomachus brunneus, 1123 nucleotides long. RefSeq lists its product as uncharacterized. NCBI's taxonomy places the organism in Eukaryota, Metazoa, Arthropoda, Insecta, Hymenoptera, Formicidae. The record is from RefSeq and is a predicted model, not a curated record. The coding region runs from base 282 to 1034 and encodes 250 amino acids. The transcript has 4 exons.